Messenger RNA from Cuscuta epithymum, 2116 nucleotides. The record is from the annotation of a GenBank genome assembly. Lineage: Eukaryota; Viridiplantae; Streptophyta; Magnoliopsida; Solanales; Convolvulaceae.
GCUCCGUUUGAGCCCAUUUUUAUAAAUCUUUCCGACAAACACUUCCUUGGCCUAAACCUUAUAACACCGCCGUGAAUCCACUGCUCCGGCCUCCCGCCAAGCAAUGGAAAACCAGGAGGCCAAAGCUUUUUUAUACGAUACCCUAAGCCCACUCCAGGGCGAAGCUUCUACCGAACAGUCGGCCGCCCCGUCUUUGUCACCGUUUCUUCCCGAUAAACAUGAGCCAUACACCGUUUUUCGCAGCGAAGUUUCUCUAAGUUCAACCUCAUUCCCCUUUCCUGAAACUGCCGCGCAGGAUUAUUUUUCGCUCGAUGCCGACGAAGAGGUUAACCGGAAUUUGUUCUUGCCGCCACAUCCAGCUUCUCAAACGGUGCCUGUUAAGGAAUCGGCUAGGACGAUUGAAGGAAACUGGUUUAGCGCCACCUGUCGUCUCAGGAGUCCUAUGCUUCAGCUCCACAAAGAGAUAAUAGAUUUUUGUGAUUUCCUAUCGCCAAGUCAAGAGGAACAAGCAGCACGAAGUGCUGCAGAAGAACGUGUGUUUGAAGUCAUCAAGUACAUCUGGCCGGAAAGCAAGCCAGAAGUUUUUGGGUCUUUCCGGACAGGGCUGUAUCUUCCUUCCAGUGAUAUUGAUGUUGUCAUCAUGGAGUCAGAUAUCAGAAGUCCUCAAAUUGGGUUACAUGCUCUGUCAAAAGCCCUUUCACAAAAAAGAAUUGCCAGGAAGAUACAGGUGAUCGCGAAGGCUCGCGUUCCAAUCAUCAAAUUUGUGGAAAAGAAAAGCGGCAUCUCAUUUGAUAUAAGUUUUGAUUUACAAAAUGGGCCCAAAGCAGCAGAGUUUAUUGUGGAUUCUGUGUCUAAAUGGCCUCCAUUGCGACCCUUAUGUUUGAUUUUGAAAAUUUUCCUACAGCAAAGAGAGUUAAAUGAGGUAUAUACAGGUGGGAUAGGUUCAUAUGGUCUUCUUGUCAUGCUCAUAGCAAUGUUGCGGAACCAUCGUGACUUUCAAGCUUCAAGGGAACAGAACCUUGGAGUGCUUUUGGUUGGUUUCUUCGAUCUGUAUGGACGCAAACUCAAUACAUCUUCUGUUGGACUGUCAUGUAAUGGAGAAGGAACCUUCUUCCAGAAGAGAACUAAAGGGUUCUCAAUUGAUGGAAAGGCUAAUCUAAUAUCCAUUGAGGAUCCACAGGCACCAGAGAAUGAUGUUGGAAAGAGCUCUUUCAACUAUUUCCAGGUAAAAUCGGCUUUUGCAAUGGCUUUCACGACUCUCACAAACACAAACGCCAUUUUGGAAUCGGGUUCUUCUAGAAGCAUACUUGGCAUGAUAAUACGACCAGACGAGGUUCUAUUAGAGCGGAAAGGCGGAUCUUGUGGUGGCGCUGCAUUGAACUGCUUGUUUCCAGGUGCUGCUGGCCAGCCCUUACCCCAACAAUACAUCGAUCAACAUGAUAUGCAUUGUAACUGGCACUUACACUUUGACGAUGAUGAUGAAGAAUUGCUUCCCAGGGGGAACGAUAUAGCCGAAGAGCACAUAAGAACUGAGCUGCCCUCUGGAAAAAAGAGAAAGAAGUCGUUGAAGGAGAGGCAUACAUCUAAGAAGAAGAUAAGAGAUAAUGAAGAGAUGGGCAGCAGCGGGUCAUCCAGGAAAGAAAAGAGUCCGAAGAAGAGGCAUAGGAAGCGCUGGAGUGAUGAAGAUGGAUCGUCAGCAAGGAAAGAAAAGAGUGGGAAAAAAAGGUAUGGUAGGAAGCACGGUAGCAGAGGUUCAUUACCAGUGCACUCUAGGCGAUUCACUACAAGAUGGAAGGCUACACCAAGUGAAGUUCUGCAUAUUUAACUUUAAAAAAGAAAAUCUCAGGGCCUCUGGAUGUAGUUUUUGUCUCGGCUGUAUUUCUAAAUUGAAUUGAGCUUGCUCCAUUGCUCUUUCAUGAAUCUAUCGCAAUUUAUGUGUCAUACUGACAUUAUACGGUGUAUUUAUUUCGUCUAGAUUCUUUUAAUUUGAUUACUAUCCCCUCCCGUUCUUGGUUAAGUUUUCAUUUUUCUUUUUCAGAAGUCCCACCUUAAAGCCAUAUUUCCCUUUCUGGCAACAUUCAAUCAUGAAAUGAUGAAAUGAUAACUUUUACUCUCA